GAGAAGAGCACCUCGCCAGUCGAAGCUGUGGCGUCAGUUCAGCUGCUGCAUGAUCAGCAUUGUUGGAUCUCGUCGGCAUCUGAAGAGAAAACGAACCAGCCCGUUUUGUUUGUUUUUUUGCGUCUCGUUCGACUUGUUUAUUUUGGAAAGAAGAUAAGCCGAGCUUCGCGCUUCGUCGUGACGUGAAAAGUUAGUACUCACAGUGGAUCAGCUACAACUUGGAACGAAAAUAACAGCGAAAAACAAUUGAACGAUGAAAGCCAUCUCCCUGUUGAUUGUCGUCCUGCUCUGCUGCGCUUCCUGGUUCACGGUGGAUGCUGCCAACAAGUCCAAGUUGCCUUCGUGGCACAUCCGAUUCGCACGCCAGCAAGGACCCAACGCCUGCGUGGUGGAAGAAGUGCCUGGAAGCAAAUGGAAAAUCUGGACAGAGUGUAAAUACUAUCUGCCCCGCAAGAUCUGUGGCCAGAAAACGGUACUUCGUUUCGAGUGCUGUGAAGGCUUCCAUCGCGUACCGGGUCAAGAAGGAUGCGCAGGAGUGAAGCCACUGAAGAACAUUUUGGAAACGGCACGCGAGCUGGGAGCCACGGAUUUCGUUCAAUACGUCGAAGAAUCCGGUCUGCAGAAAGAAUGGGCCCGCGAAGGAGCAUUUACGUUGUUCGCUCCGACCAACGAAGCCUUCGCCAACAUACCGCGUGAAUUGCGCGCCCGCGUCGACUCCUUCCGCGGCAACAUCGAAAAUCCGAUCCUUCGUUACCACGUCUCCGAUCGCAAAGUGACGUCCGAUACCUUCCAGGCCGAUCAGACCAUACCGACGCUCUACAACGGCAAUCGCUUGCGUAUCAACAAAUAUUGAAUUCCCAAUUUUUCAGAUCGUCAUGUCCCUCGACGAAGAGAAUCCUCUCCGUUUGAGCGUCUACCGCAAAGCCAUCGGAGUGGAAUGCGCUGUCAUCGAGAAGGCCGACAUGGAAGGCCAGAACGGGCCAUGUCAUGAUUCCGGCCAACAUUUCGGCCGGCGAUUUACUGCGACGCGAAGGAAAUUUUAAGACGUUCCUCCAAGCGAUGGAAUUGGUGGAACGGGCAGCGACGCUCUUGAUUUUGCUUCCGGUGGCAUAUCGGCCACAUUCUUCGUGCCCACCGAUGCCGCUUUCGAGGAAUUAGGAACGGCGGCGGCUGAAAAUGCCAUGAAGAAUCGCUCUUUAUUGAAAACGGCCAGUUUUUUUUCUUUUAUUCGGUUGGGGUUUUUAGCUUUCAGCUCAGAAAAACUCUAAAAGAUGGCGCUGUACGUUUGAUCUGCAUUAUCUAAUUCCAUCCGUGUAUUAGAUUAGCCAAUCACGUCGCGUUCGAUACAGAGGCAGCAGCUUAUUAUUAUGCUGGUGAGUGGGAUCUACUUUUUGAUUUUCCCCUUCCUUUGUUGGAAUGUUUUUGAUUUUCCUCAUCCAGAAGACUCACCGGAAGUACUCGCGUUGCCAGUCAUUUCAAUUGAGGUUCAGAUUGUUUUUACCAGGCGCCAGUUGAAUUUGCGAAUGUCAACUUGUCGAUUCUUUCGAUUCUUUGAAUGGUGAUGGAACUUUAAAUCUUAAUUUGCUUGAAUAGAGAACCGCGAAAAAUUUCAACAACGGAAUAAAGUAAAGUGGCAAACAAAUCGAAAGGGACAACUGAAAGUCAUUCAAAUUCGGUUAAAGUAGGGGGAAAACAUAGAAAUAAAGACAAAUUAAAGAAAAGUUUCUCUUAAUCUGCACAAAUUGCCAGUAACAGAUCCAGUUCAAUGUCAUCGACUAUUUCCAAAACAGUUUGGGCUUUUUGUGCUCAUCUUUUUUAAUUCGUCGCUUUUAUUUUUCACGACGUCUGUAAAGAAAAAGUUAACCAGCAACGAUUCAUCAUCGAUACACAAGAUUUCAGACCGAUGAUGAUCCACUGAAAUUUAAAAUUAUUUAAAACAUUUUCUUUUUACAUUAAUAAAAGGGGACGAGAGUGUGUAUGGGUUAAGGCGUCAUUUAGGAAUAGGUGCAGAGGUGCACCUGGAAACCAAGGACCAGGUUUCGAACCCCGUGGUAAUAUAUAUAUGAUUUUUGAAGGGGGCUCCCUCUUCCAAAAAGGAAGGGGGAGGAUUUUCCAUUUUGAAAUUCCCCAAGGGGGCUCCCCCUUCUAAAAUGGCCGACCAAAAGAGAACGAAAUAGCUCGGGGGGAUGAAAAACACGCACAAAACACAAGAAUUUAUGAUUAUAAACUUCAAUAUAUCCCACGAUUAUCAAAAAAUACCCUCCCAAUUUUUUGAAAUGUUAUGUAAACAUAUCUCUUGUUUCUCGGUAAAUUAUUCGCCGUUCGUCAAAUUUUCCGACUGAUUUAAUAUGAUUUUUUAAAGUUCAACCAUUUUAGGUUUCUAUUUUUCAAAUUCC
Messenger RNA from Daphnia pulicaria, 2396 nucleotides. Its product is annotated as transforming growth factor-beta-induced protein ig-h3-like. Gene Ontology annotation, cellular component: extracellular matrix. The transcript has 6 exons. Gene Ontology annotation, biological process: cell adhesion; extracellular matrix organization. The record is from RefSeq and is a predicted model, not a curated record. Gene Ontology annotation, molecular function: cell adhesion molecule binding. NCBI's taxonomy places the organism in Eukaryota, Metazoa, Arthropoda, Branchiopoda, Diplostraca, Daphniidae. The coding region runs from base 254 to 853 and encodes 199 amino acids.